GAAGAAUACUUCGAGCAAUACAAGGAAACUCGUGAAGAAGGACGGCAAUGGGUACGAGAGAAAUUUGUCGAGAAAAACGGUUCUUAUUGGGACUUAUUUGCAGAAUGAACAUUAAACCAACAAAGCCCCAAUCAAGGGGCUAUUAAAU
Messenger RNA from Enterobius vermicularis (human pinworm), 148 nucleotides. The record is from the annotation of a GenBank genome assembly. NCBI's taxonomy places the organism in Eukaryota, Metazoa, Nematoda, Chromadorea, Rhabditida, Oxyuridae.